Messenger RNA from Vigna radiata var. radiata (mung bean), 2130 nucleotides. Its product is annotated as BEACH domain-containing protein C1-like. Bases 802 to 1167 code for a protein of 121 amino acids. NCBI's taxonomy places the organism in Eukaryota, Viridiplantae, Streptophyta, Magnoliopsida, Fabales, Fabaceae. The transcript is spliced from 4 exons. The record is from RefSeq and is a predicted model, not a curated record.
UCGCUAAAUAGGCUUCGGUUAAAGGUAGAAACGAAGCAUAUAUACUACUACUUCGGUUAAAGGAAGGACCAAAGCCUAAUACAUACUACUACCUCGCUUAAAGAAAGGACCGAAGCCUAAUAGUCUGUCCAAAACUCACUUUUUCCCUGUCACCUGCUCUGCCACCUGACAUGCUCUGCACUACCGCAUCGGUUGUUGCAGAACUGGUGUACAAAGUUGUUCAUGCCUCGGUUGUUGCAGAACUGAGGCGUAUAAGGUGAAGAAAAUUCAAAAAAUGUCAUUUCUGAAUUUUUUUUUAACUAUUUUAGAGGAGCAUAGACAUCGCAUUGUUAGUUAACCGAGCCAUAAUAGGUGUAUUGCUUCGGUUAGUGGUAGAACGGAGGUAAUAACUCUCGCAUCUUUACCCUAGUUUUCAUUUCUCCUCUUCAUCGUUCACGCUAUCUUCUUCUCUCUCCCUCAUCCUUAACGCCAAACCCAUCUCCAUUUCUACCGUUUUCCUCAAACCCAUUAUCUCCCUCUCCUCCCGCUUCCUUCCCUGCGUCAUCCUCUCCUCCGACUACAACCAGCAAGAGGACACCUUUGUCGCCACCCAGGGUUUCUCCCCCAACCUUAAGCUCUUUGUUGGCAACCUUCCGUUCAGUGUCGACAGUGCGUAGCUCGCAGAGCUCUUCGAAAGCAUUGGGAUUGUGGAGGUGGUCGAUGUGAUUUAUGAUAAGAUGAUUCGGAGAAGCAAGGGGUUUGGGUUUGGGAGAAUGUCUUCGGUUGAGGAGGUUGAAGCGGUUGUUCAGCAGUUCAACGGAUAUGAUAUUGAAGCAACAAUUCAGUGUGCAGAAUGGCUUUCAGUUAUUGGUGGACUUUGCUUCUAGUGAGUUGCAGAUCCAGACUCAAAUUAUUGUUAUGGUUGUUACUGGUGUUGCUUCCAAGGGCUUGUCUCCAAAUGCUGCCAAGGCAGAGGCUGAGAACGCUACUCACCUGUCUGUGGCUUUAGUAGAGAAUGUCAUUGUGAUACUAAUGCUUGUUGAGGAUCAUAUAUGGUCACAAUGCAAGCAGUCAUUUUCUUCACGUGCUACAGAUGGCUCUCCAUCUCCCCUAUCUCUCUAUCCAGUGCAUUAUAACUUAACAUCAUCAUUCACAAGCUCGGAAUCAAUAGAUGUUAGGAGCAACUAACCAAGAGGAGAAGGGUAAAUGUGAAGUACUAAAUAGAAGCACAAAUUCAAUUCCUAAGGUUCAAGAUGAAGGAGACAUACAUGUGAAAGUGGUAUCUGCAACUUCAGAAUGCAAUAAUGGUCAUCAAUCAAUGAAAAACUAGAGGUGCUUCCAAACGUCCACCCCUGCUGCCACAACCAAAACACUCUUUCCCAACCAUUUCUGGUGAGAAAAUCACUAUCAGUCCUGCUACAACUACCAAAGAAACUGAAAAAUAAGUCAUGACAAAUUCCAUCGAAGUUUAUACUAUUGCAUUGCUUCAACAAAUGGUUCUCCUAGUUUUAUAACAUGUCUAUUUUAGCGUUCUUUUAUAUUAAUUUUCUCUCAAAUGUCUCCUCAUUAAUGAAUUUCCUGUUUCUAUUUAAACUUGUUAUUUUAGAAAUUGGAACACUUAUGUUUUUUCCCCUUUGUCUUGCUACGGCCUGUGUUUUAUGAAAUAGCAAGAACCUGCUUGUGUUUGUUGAGAUUUUGUCUGUGUCACUGCUUAUGUUAUGAUCAUAUUGAAUAAUAUCCAAGACCAAUUGAUAUGUUCUAUUACUAUUUGAACCCAACCAAUGAUCUCAGAAACUACUCUUCAACCUAUAUAAGAACAAGUUCUCAUUAAAAAAACCAUGGGGAAUAUGUCUAUGGCGAAGAAGAAAAAGAAAAAGAAAAAAAAAAUAACCCUACUACCUCGGUUCAGGUCUCAACCGAGGCAGUAGAGGGGACAUACUGCCUAGGUUCAAUCGAGGCAUAAAGUCCCAGCGAAAAAAAAAACGAUAAAAAAAAAUACAUAUUGCAUCUGUUGGCUUCGAACCGAGGCAAAAUCAUCCAGCUUUUUGCCUCGGUUCUGAACCGAAGCAUAAAGGUCUAGACUUUUUACCUCGCCUAAAUAUGCCUCGGUUCAAGAACCAGUGCCAAAAGGUAAAAAGAACUGUUGUCGUU